Molecule: messenger RNA, 603 nt
Organism: Rotaria sp. Silwood2
Lineage: Eukaryota; Metazoa; Rotifera; Eurotatoria; Philodinida; Philodinidae
Source: the annotation of a GenBank genome assembly
AUGAAAACAAAUAAUUAUAUACUUAUUGGUGAUUUUAAUUUUGGAGGCAAUCAUAUAAAAGAACAAAAUAUUCUUCCUACAUAUGAAAAUAAAGUACAUGAUUUAUGGAAAGAUAUUUGUCAUCUUGAUGAGGCUGAUGAAGACAGUUCACGGUUUGAUGAAGAUUUUCCUAAUGAUGGAAUCAGUGAGGAUUUACAACUAAAGAAUGGACUAUUUUCAAAAUUUAAAGAUAAUCCUGAACUUGAUACUAUUCAUGCUAAUCGCUUAUUAGAAGUAUUACAAACAUUUGGUAAAAACCCAUCACAAAUGGAUUGUAAUAGACGAAUUCAAGCACUGGAAGAAGAUGAUUUCAUAGAAAUACUUGAGGAACCAUGGACAUCGGUAAAUAAUGAUCGAAAUACGCUUCAUAAAGCAUUAGCGAAAUUCGAUCAUACAAAAGAAGGAUAUAUUGAUAUUGAAAAGUUUCGAGAGAUAAUGCGUACACUUGGCGAACCUUUAUCGGAUGAUGACAUUGAUGAUCUUAUUCAAUUAGGUUUAAAUGAUGAAGAAAAAAAAAUUGAUAUUGAGCAUUUACUUGAUCAAUUACUUGGAAAUAAUACAUAA